AUGGCGGCUGAACUGCGGCAUGCGCUCGAUUGGAUCCAAUCGCAGUCACGAUACUCAGACCUAGCCCUGGAAUCCUUUCUGUCGCAGCCAUAUUCCCUACUUUCGGAUGACAUUCUCUCAAACCCUCUCUUGGCUGUCACGAUUAAGGCCUGGAAGAUGGCUCGGGCCAGCAUGGGGCAAGCCCGCUAUGCUCCAUACACAUACCCCUGCUCCGGAACCCUGAGUUCCAGGACGGAUCCAGCACAUUCCCAUUCACAAUGUGGUCAAG
Messenger RNA from Pelobates cultripes (western spadefoot toad), 268 nucleotides. NCBI's taxonomy places the organism in Eukaryota, Metazoa, Chordata, Amphibia, Anura, Pelobatidae. The record is from the annotation of a GenBank genome assembly.